CUUAGAAAUACUUGCUGCGCGAUAGAAACACGAGAACCAAGAUCCAAGACCUUCAAAACUAGUUUGCUAUGAACCCUACUGACACUAAACCACGCAAUCGUGUCCGCCAUGCAUGUCAAUCGUGCAGGAUAAGAAAGACCAAGUGUGAUGGCCACGAACCUUGCGAAAGAUGCAAGACACAAGAUCUUAUCUGCAGUUUCUCCACUGCUCCCAAAUCGAAGAUUGUCUAUCCUGUUGGUUUGACGACGAUGAUAAUGGAAGAAAACCAAACGUUGAAAGCCGGUUUGAGAGAGGCCUUUCGCAGGCUCGUCGAAUGCGAAUUUUACAAGAAUCAGCAAAACUUUCAGGUGGCAGAUGUUAAAAGCAUCCACGAGAUACUAAAGACUUUGAACGUUCCGCUUCAUGCGUCAGACACAGCGGACAAUGCAUCAAUGUCUCCCCCUGAUUUGAGUCAAGACCUCAGCGUGCCGUCCGAUUCUGGGGACAGCCCGGUGAGGGAAGUGGACACGAUGCUCCUAGACAUCGGCCAUGGGAAUGAAUCGCCAUACGAAGAUGAUGGCGCAUUUGUUGACCAUCCGUCGGGUCUCAGUAACUUUUUGAGAGAGCAGGAAUAUGGAGUUCUAGAUAACUCAUAUUGGGAUCUAUCCGAGCUUGGUUUUCAAAGCUCACUUCCAGGAAUGCAGAAAGCGUCGACGGAGUUUUGCUGGGAAUUUUGAAAUGGGCUUCCACUACCAAAGCAUUGAAGGUAACGAAUCAUGAGAAACUCCUCUAAACUCUAGGUUAAAGGAUAUCGAAUUUUGUGCAGCAUUACGGUAGAGGCGGCGCAAGGUAUUCCGUUCCAAUGCGACUGGCU
This is a messenger RNA of Verruconis gallopava, 853 nucleotides long. RefSeq lists its product as uncharacterized. NCBI's taxonomy places the organism in Eukaryota, Fungi, Ascomycota, Dothideomycetes, Venturiales, Sympoventuriaceae. The transcript is spliced from 3 exons. Gene Ontology annotation, molecular function: zinc ion binding; DNA-binding transcription factor activity, RNA polymerase II-specific. The record is from RefSeq and is a predicted model, not a curated record. The coding region runs from base 69 to 716 and encodes 215 amino acids. Gene Ontology annotation, biological process: regulation of DNA-templated transcription.